AGCGACAGCGGCGUGAGAGGGACGAGGGAGACCCCGCGUGGAAGCCCGGCCUGAUUGCAGCAGGUCCCCCGAAGGAACGAGAGGCGCUGUGCGGCGAAGUCGACCGUGCAUGGUGGCGUCGAGCCAUCCGACCGUUUGCCAGUUUGCUCGGGUUUAGCCAACAGGACAUCUUUUCACUGGAGCCACUAAAGAAAAUGCAAGAAAACAGUGUUCUCAUUGAGCUUCUUGACGGAAGAGAAGAGCUGAUGACUUUGUAGUUAAUAACUUUGCAGUUCAAGACACCCUUCAGGCAGAAGAGGACAAUAGAAUCUGGCCCAAAAUGAAUUACAGCACAUCCACUGUCAACACUUUGUAUCGCAGUGGCACAGCCACCUCUGAGCCCAACCGGGCGACAUCUGUCAAUGGGACUGGGUCAGAAACUGCUACGAUGACUCCUGAGACCAGCAGCUUUAAUGGCACCAAAAUCCCAGAUGUUGCCAGCAACAGUCCUGGCAUGGGGACCAUGUUACUGUCCUUUGGCAUCAUCACUGUGAUUGGGCUAGCUGUUGCUAUGGUUUUGUACAUCAGGAAGCGGAAACGACUAGAGAAGCUGCGGCACCAGCUCAUGCCCAUGUACAACUUUGAUCCUGCUGAAGAACAGGAUGAACUGGAACAGGAGCUCUUGGAGCAUGGCCGAGAUGCUGCUUCUUUGCAGGCAUCUCAGAACAAGACAAACCAAGGGGUGCUCCAGAGACCCAGUCGCCUUGUGUUCACAGAUGUGGCAAAUGCCAUCAAUGCAUGAACUGUGCUUCCUGUACUGGGCACACGGGAGAUGACGGCAGCUGAUCAGCAACAUACCAUGGAUGGUGUCCAUUGACUUCAGCAGGGGAGAUGAUGGUGGGAAGCAACGUAUGCCAGGAGUGUGAAGACUGCUGGUGCUUUGGUUGUCGGUCAAAAACCCCACAAGACUACACUCCAAGUUGGAUUGGUAAUACUGAUAACAAGCUGCGUGUGUUGAAAGAUCCGAGGCUUCUUGUAGAUAGGUUAAUCAGGGAAGGUUAGUGGUGGGAACCAGAACAUCCAUUUCCAAGGCCUUCCUCCAUUGGUUUGUUGUCGUCAGAGUAUCCUAACUUCAAAGUCUUGCAGGUUAACCCAAGCCACCCCAUGCAAUAGACUGAAAAAAUGACAACCAUUGUCAAUGCUGCGGUAGUCAUUUCCUGGAGCUGGGAGUCUGGGCAGCUGUGUCUACCAUGUUGUCAUAGCAUAUGAUUGUCCCAGGACACCUGUCUGUGCAGCUGGUUGUCCCAACUCAUGUCUGUGCGCUAGCAACUUUCUUCAAGUGGGAUCCCAAGGGUCAGAGGUUCCCUUGUGGAUUUCCAUUAGAUUUCUUCAAUGGUAGAUUUUCUGCCAGCUAGCAUUAGAGAAAGGACACGUUUGGGAGAUGGUGCUGCAGGUGGUGUGAACCACAUGACUUCUAGCACUGGGGUGGAAGUGUCCAAACACAUUUCAUGUGUCCAAAAUGCACCCCCUUCUGAGCACUUAUUGAUAUUACUGGGGGUAUAAAAGUCUUCUGAGUAAGAGCAGCAAUAUUAACUCAUAGAUCCUGAGACAAUUUAGCUCAUCUUGCUUCAGCCAAAGACCAUGUACCUUGGCUGAAAAGCAGUCCCCUUUUGAAGAACAUUGUGUAGACAUGUGUGCUGUUCUGUAUGUUACCAGUCAGAAGCUGGUUCUUCUCCAUACAGCGUGGAUUUAAAGUCUGAUCUAAUUUGUCUGCUCUCCAGGAUCUGCGUUCAAGGUUUUUGUUUCUGUUUUUUUUUUCUUGACCUCCCAAAAUAAGCAAGAGUGUUACAAGCAAAGGAAGAUAUACAGUCUAAUGUUACGCUUCAAGUACUCUUUUUGACCUUGGUGUUGGGGAUGAUCUCAUGCUCCAUGCUAAAGAAAUUCCGAUUCUUUUGUGACAACAUAAAACCAAAUUUAUUUAAAUAAGUUAUUCAAAAUAGGCUAUGUCCCAUAAAUUGAAAUUGUGCACUUUAGUUUUCUGUCCCACUCUGGGGGCUGUUUGUUUGUUUAGAUGAUUUAGGUUCUGCUUUUUCAUUAAAAUACAGCACCCAAGGAAUGGAUGUGACCAAACUUGGGGUUGUUUUGGUCCAGUUCUUUUGCGCAUGAGCCCAGUUCAAAUUCAUAUAACAUAAAACAACAGUAAUGCAGAUGGAGGGGAGCUCCUGAGCAAUGGUUUUCCAUAUGUUUUCUAUGCUUUUCUUAUAGCUUAACUGACAGAUUUCAGAAAUAUUCUGUUUUUGCUUCCCAUUUAUAAAAAGCAUAAGCUUGUCCAUUUUUCUCUUUCCUAGUGAUGGCUUACAUACUCAGGGAUAUGCAGUGACAGUCAGCUUCUGCAUUUGUUCAUGAUUCCUAGGGUGAUUGUCACUUUGCCUACAUCUAAUCCCCCUCCUUGGCUAUUUAUUAUUAUAUAUGUAUUUAUUAGAUUUCUGUAUUGUUUUUCCAUUUUGCUGUUCAAGAAGGAAAAUAAAAUCUUCAUUACACAAUAUAGCUACAAGAAAGCCAUUAACCCUCCCCCCCCACACACACACAUAACAGUAUGACACACUAAAAUUCACACAGGAAAAUGAUUUUUGAUGGGAAAUAUUGAGAACUGGUUUUAGCCUCCUUGGCUGUUGGUGCUUGGUGUCACCCUAUUAGUUCAUCAUGGUGUGCAAAAGGAAAUGCGGAACCACAGAUACGGUGGUAGAAAUCUCUCUUGUUAACCAUGAUCACUGUGAAAAUCAAAGUUGUAUCUCUUCUGCCUUGUCCUCCAUCAAAAUGCCCAUGCCUAUUUCCUGCACCUUCAUUGAAAGCGUAGGAAAUGUUAAACCUCCUUUCUCCCUCAAAUACCCCGCACAACACCUGGUGCUUUGGAGCCUGCCACCCCAUUGCCAACCUGCUUGCAUAGGGACCAGGAGGCUGGGGAAGUAUGGGACCCGUAGUCCAACACAUCCAGAUGGAACCAGGUUGGGGAAAGCUGGUAUAUAAGCAGAGCUGGAUAGAGGAGGCAGAGAAGGCAUGCUGUUCGGGCAGCUGUCAGAAGAAAGCACUGACGACAUGCAGUAAAGAAUUGGUGCUGAGGGGCAUGACAGGUUUGGGCUUCAAAAAUUAGAAUGAGAAGCUGUCUGAAUCACGAUGAGCCACGGUAAGUGUCGAUGUUUAUCGGCAUGUGCACGCCUCAGUGCAGGUUCAGAGCCCAAGGCCUGUCCAUCAGGACAGAGGCAGGUUCAGCCUGAGCAAAGCUGGGCUUUCAUGCCAAGAUGCACUGACUGUGUGUCCACAUCUCUCUCCCCCCGGAUAAAAGGUUUGUUUCACAUACAGUAGUAGCUUUGCAUAAGGGGAAGGCUGGGCGCCACCUGAGACUGAAUCUCUGAUAUUAUGCAGAUGAGUUCGUGAUGUGAUGUAUGCCGUGCAUGCAUCUGUGUAUCUGUGCUAUCGCUAUACAAUCAUCCUUUUUUUAAAUGCAUGCAGUCUGUUAGUCAAAAAUGGGGUCUUGUCUAGUUCCCUAAAACUGUUGUGUAGAAGUGGAUUUCACAUGUUACUGGCUAUGUGAAUAUACGGUGUGUGAUUCCAUGGAUUGGAACUUCUCAGCCCGUUUAACCCCCUCCCACACUUACAUACCUUCCUCCCACAGGAAUGCAUUGACACAAGCAUUGGCUCCACAGUUUCCGCCUUUGGGACUAAUUAACGCCCCCUCAAAUAAUUCCAAAGGUGUAGCUGCAUCCACAGUUCAGAGUUGAUGGCAACUCAACUUUUCUUCCAGCUCAAAUCAACAAGGCUGCUGGUAUUGCUGGUGUAGGGCAGGAAUGGCGUACGGGCCGCUUCAGAUGCCCUUGGACUACAACUCCCAUCAAUCCUGAUGGUGGACUUUCCUGACUGGGGCUGAUGGGAGCUGAAGUCCAAAAAGACCUAGAGGGUCAUGCAGCUUCCUCACCCCUGCUAUAGAGGCUGCUGGUGAUUGGGUGAUGUUUCUAAGAAACAGUGGUCCUGAUUCUAGGCUGCGUUGAAAUAGCUUUGCUCUGUUGGCAGCCAUUCGGCAUGCUCACAGCAGACCUGGCAAGUCUGUUCACAUCAGAUCUUUUGGAGGGCGACCAUUUCGCCACUGCUGGCCUCUGCCACUGGACUGUUGGAGAGUUCCCCGGCAGGCCACAACUGUGCUGAUUUUCCAGAUGCUCUGUGUUUUGAAGGGCUGCUGUUGCUCAACAGCGCUGGAUUCCUUUCCCCUCUUCUCUCUUUUUCUCAGAGACUGCAUUCAUCCUUUAAGCAAUCCCAUCACUGAAGCAAAAAAUUAAAAACAAAAAGUGACUGGCAAAUGGAAUGUGUUUCCUAAAGGCAACAAUUUCCUCCAAGAAGUGCCUCCUUGCAAUUCUCAGGCACUGGAAAGCAUUGAGGCGGAGUGAUUUAACGUACUGCAUUCUUGGUACAAAUGUGCACUUUAGUCCUGGGCCGUUGCUAGAAGAGAUCCAGCUUGGCACCCUCCCUCCUUCCAUAUGCAUCAGACUAUGAUCCCUUUCACCCCCAGUCACCACACCAAACGAGGUGGCUGGGAAUGAUGGGAUUGGUAGUCAGCACACCUGGAGGGUGCCAUACUUUGUUGGGAUGACUGGUCAUAGGAAGAUGGGUCAUUACUUGUACCCUUUAACUUGGCAAGCUCCGUUCUUUGUUGGAACCUCUCCGAUCACGUUGGGCUGAGCACUUGACUGAGAGACUGGUGCUGGCAUUUUCUAGGCUUGUAUGGCAGAAUCCUUCUAAUGCAGUCAGUCCUUUCUUACCUGGCACUUGGAAGUAUCUGCAUAUGGUAGGAUAACUGUUACAAUAUGUUCC
This is a messenger RNA of Varanus komodoensis (Komodo dragon), 4842 nucleotides long. It is a transcript of the gene CUNH3orf18, whose product is annotated as chromosome unknown C3orf18 homolog. The transcript has 5 exons. Bases 320 to 781 code for a protein of 153 amino acids. The record is from RefSeq and is a predicted model, not a curated record. NCBI's taxonomy places the organism in Eukaryota, Metazoa, Chordata, Lepidosauria, Squamata, Varanidae.